AUGAGGAAAAAUCUUUUAUCAUUGAGUUUGGCUGCUGCCCUCAUGAUAUGUGGAACAGUUGAUGCCUCUUUCUCCUUGGGGGGCAAUGCUUUCACUGACUUCAUCAAGAAUACCCAAAGCAAGUUUUCUUAGAGCAAGAACUUAAAGGCUGACAAGCCCGCUGAAGAAGUUAAAGCAGGCUAAGUAUGUAAAUCCACAACAUACUCGAUCACAAGCUUACCAUAUUGGGAUACAAAAUAAACUCUUCCCUGCAUGUAUUCAGGAACUUUCACUACAGAUGCUAAGAAUAAUCACAACUUAUUCUUCUGGCUAGUCAAGAAUACUGCCCUUGAAAAACCUAACCUUGUAGUAUGGCUUAACGGUGGACCAGGCGCUUCAUCUAUGUCAGGACUGUUCCUUGAGAAUGGACCUUUACAAGUCACACAACCAGACCCCAAACUUGGUCCUGAUAAUUUCCUUGUUGGUUUAAGAGAUGGUGCUUGGACUGAAUUGGCUGAUGUAGUGUAUAUUGACAAUCCUGUUAACACUGGAUUCUCUUUCGGAGAUACCUACGUCUCCUCAAUGGCUGAUGCAUCUGCUGAAUUCGUAAGCUUCAUUGAUCAAUUCCUCACUCUAUUCCCAGAAUACUCUCUUCCUCUUGGAAGUAAUCUCUAUUUAACUGGUGAAUCCUUUGGUGGUAAGUACCUUGUUCAGUUCGGCAGAGAAAUAAUUAGAUAUUAAGAGAAUCAAGGUUCAGGAAAGGUAAAAUUAGCUGGUAUUGUCAUGGGUAAUCCACUUAUUUCACCACCUGUUCAAAGACUUACUACUCACAGAGUAGCUUAAUCUCUUGGCAUGAUUGAUGAUAGCAAUAUGGAGUAAAUUGCUACUCUUCACAGAGAGUGUGAAUAAGCACUUUCGAGUAACUGGGACAAAUCAAAUGAUGCCUGUGCCUAAGUACUUAGCUACAUUUAAGAUGUUAGCGGCAAUGUCCUCAGCUAUGACGCUAGAAUCUUCAUUUCAGAUUAUAAAAAAAUUACCUAACCAUAUGAAGAUUAUCUGAGUGCCUCUGGUAAAAUAACUGAUCUUUACAAGGCCAUUCAUAUUGAUAAGUCAACUAAAAAACCAAAUACUUGGGAUAAGACCAAUAAAAAGGUAGCUGAUGCCUUGAAUGGGGAAAGUAUGUUUGAUUCAACUAAUUGGUUUGACAUAACUAACGAUGAUGUCCCUAUGUUAAUCUAUGCUGGAAUGUGGGAUCAAAGAGAAGGCCCAACAACUACUGAGGAUUGGCUCUCUCACAGCAGAAAGUAAGCUAAGAGUUUGACACCGAUUGCUUAAUAAGCAAGACAGAUAUAUUACAUCAAACAGCUAGAUGGUACAUAUACUGUUGGUGGAUACAUGAAGUAUGAUUCAGAUGGUAAACUUACAGUUCUCACCAUGCCAAAAGCAGGUCAUUUCGCUCCUCUUAAUCAACUUCAAACUACUUAUCAAGUUCUAAGUGACUUCUUAGCUAAAGGUACAUUAGUUUGCCACAAGGACAAUCCAGAAGAUUGCCAAGUUACAAAGACAAUGUGUCAAUUCAUGACAAAUUGCAACGGUAACGGUAUCUGUGGAGACAGUGGACAAUGCACCUGCAAUGAAGGAUAUAAAAGUGCUGAUUGUUCUGAAAAAGUAGAACAGCUUACUGCUUCCUAUCAUUCACAGGUUACCACUAAUGGAACUCAAUGGCAUUACUAUCAAUAUUAGAAUGGAUUAGCUGCAAAUCUCCACUACGAGAUGGUCUUUUCCUCUUAAAUGCCACUCGAUAUCUUUAUCUCAUCUGGAUGGUAGAGUGAUCCAAACGAAUUCCAGUAUGAUCUAGCAUUUAGACAACAAAAUUACAUCAGAAUUACAUCAAAGUAGUUCCCUAAUUUUGAAACCUUUACUGCAGCAGUCAAAGUAAAUGGUAUUGAGCAUUAUAGCACUACUUUCCAUCAAAGCAACUUGAAUGUCAAAUUCGACAUUAUUACUGAUCAAAGUGUCUUGUUGACUCAGGAAUCAGAGAUUGAAGCUAUUCAGCAUUAAAUGCUUCAAAGUCUCGAUCCUUUAGAGAACCCACAGAACGAUACUUUUAUUAACUUCAAUCAUGAUAUUUCAACCUGGAUUGACGAGAUUGACAAGAUUAAUGAGAUUGAUGAGAUUGACAAUGAGAUUGAUGAGAUUGACGAUGAGAUUGAAGAUGAAAUCCAAAAAAUCGAGAAAAUCAAUGAAAUUAUGAAGGAUGAAUUAGAAAAUCAAAGAAAUUAAUCUCAAAAUUAAAGUCAUACACCAGAUUCACAAGGGGACCAACAUCAUUGGAGAAGAAAUCAUGAUGGAGGAGAAAUUGAUCAUGAAAAAUGGAGAAAAGAGCAUGAGGGCAAAGAAGGUGAACAUCACAGAUGGAGAAAAGAUCAUGAAAACAGAGGACACCAUAAGAAUAACUCCGAUGGCAAAAAUGGCCAUAGAGGAAAGAAGCAUCACAAAGAUGAUGACAAAAAGCCUUAAGGCAGAAUGUUCUACCAAGUGCUCUGGGAAAAAUUACAGCCAAUUAUUGAUAAAAUUGUCCACUUUGACAUUUACUUCCCAUAUUUCUUGGCUAUCAUCGUCUUUGGAUUCUUUUAUCUCAUGUUCUUCCAGAAGAAACAACAACAGCAAAAUGUUGAACAGAAAUAGGUGAAAGAAGAGGCUUUAACAGUUUGA
Molecule: messenger RNA, 2694 nt
Organism: Stylonychia lemnae
Lineage: Eukaryota; Ciliophora; Spirotrichea; Sporadotrichida; Oxytrichidae
Source: the annotation of a GenBank genome assembly